GCCAGAAACAGCUGACAAGCCCAGUUAUUGUCCUGAGCCACAAUGACACAGGUCAUCCACGGGUUAUAAAGGCAGCGCGUGGCCCACAGCUGCUGCUACAGUGUGACCAAGUUUAGCCAACACAAUGGGCAAGAUCAUCUUCUACGAGGACAGGAACUUCCAGGGUCGCUCCUACGAGUGCAGCAGCGAAUGCUCCGACCUGCACUCCCACUUCAACCGCUGCAACUCCAUCAGGGUGGACAGCGGCGACUGGAUGGUCUACGAGAGGCCCAACUACAUGGGCUACCAGUACUACCUGAGGAAGGGGGACUACACCGACUACCAGCGCUGGAUGGGGUUCAACGACUGCGUGCGAUCCUGUCGCAUGAUCCCCAUGCACCAAGGUUCUCAUAGACUGAUGAUCUACGAGCGUCCGGAGUUCGGAGGCCAGAGGAUGGAGCUGACUGACGACUGCCCGUCCCUGUAUGAGCGCUUCCACUUCAACGACAUCUACUCCUGCAACGUGAUGGACGGCUACUGGAUCUUCUACGAGCACCCCCACUACAGAGGCCGCCAGUACCUGAUGCGCCCCGGCGAAUACAGGAGGUUCAACGAGUGGGGGGGCUUGAGUCCCAGGGUGGGCUCCAUCAGACAUGUCUCUGUGUGAGCAACAUGAGCUGUCAAUAAAGAACUAUCCUGCUA
Betta splendens (Siamese fighting fish) is the source of this 681-nucleotide messenger RNA. Its product is annotated as gamma-crystallin M2-like. Bases 125 to 646 code for a protein of 173 amino acids. Gene Ontology annotation, biological process: lens development in camera-type eye; visual perception. Gene Ontology annotation, molecular function: structural constituent of eye lens. The record is from RefSeq and is a predicted model, not a curated record. The transcript is spliced from 3 exons. NCBI's taxonomy places the organism in Eukaryota, Metazoa, Chordata, Actinopteri, Anabantiformes, Osphronemidae.